Messenger RNA from Orbicella faveolata, 679 nucleotides. Its product is annotated as chromatin modification-related protein MEAF6-like. The record is from RefSeq and is a predicted model, not a curated record. Lineage: Eukaryota; Metazoa; Cnidaria; Anthozoa; Scleractinia; Merulinidae. Gene Ontology annotation, cellular component: histone acetyltransferase complex.
GGGAAAGCCCAAAAUGCAAGACAAAAUGGCGGCACCAAACAAGGUGACAGAUACCAGAACAGAAUUGGCCGAACUCAUCAAGAAAAGGGCAGAGAUCGCUGAAAGUCUUGCCAAUCUCGAGCGACAGAUAUAUGCUUUUGAAGGAAGCUAUUUGGAGGAUACACAGCUCUAUGGAAACAUAAUCAGAGGAUGGGACAGACUACUCACAAAUAAAACUACCAACACAAAAGUUGAAAGAAGAAACAGGAAAUUCAAAGAUGCAGAGAGACUUUUCUCCAAGUCAUCCAUAACAUCACAUGCGGCAAUUGCAGCUGGAGGAGGCCUGACAGAACCUCUUCCUGAAAAAAGUAAGUAGAAUGACACUGCACUGCUUAUUAAUAGGUAGCCCGUAUCACAGCUGCCCUCCUGAAAGACACUCUCUGGUUUUUUCUAUUGGGGCGGGGGGCUGUGACAUAGACUUAUUUGACCGGAGACAAAUGUGGUAUGUGCAUGCCUAUACAAUUAAGACUUUCGCACCCAUUGUAUAUACCAGUAUGCGUCCUUACUGUGCACAAAGCUCAUGCUGCAAUGUCACAGCAUGUCAUGUGUGGAGCGCAUGCAUGCAUUAAGGAAGAAAUAGACACAAUUUAAAUGCUUGUACAGGUUGAGUUAACUUUGCCUAAAGUUUACUCUAGUGACC